AUGGCGAAUUCCUCAGGUGAAAACGCCACCACAAACAACACCACCACAAACAACACCACCAGCGUCCCUGCUGCUGUGGAGGAGAAGCCCAAGACCGUGUGGACCGAAGACAUGGACCGCAAGCUGCUCCUCUUCUCCAUGGGCAACGAAAUCGCAUCAGAGCACUACAAGAAGAUCUCCAACGCCUUCGACGAGAAGCCCACCCCGCAAGAAAUCUACGAGCGCUUGCUGGAGCAUCGUCGUCGCCAGACUGCCGCCAUCGAUGCCAGCAACGGGAGGCUCGAACACCCGCACACGACCAUCCAUCCUCCGGUGCAGGAUGAGGAGGAGAAGGACGGCGAGGAUGCGGCUGAGAAUGGGGAGGAGGGUGCAUAG
Messenger RNA from Saxophila tyrrhenica, 375 nucleotides. RefSeq lists its product as uncharacterized. The transcript is spliced from 2 exons. The record is from RefSeq and is a predicted model, not a curated record. Bases 1 to 375 code for a protein of 124 amino acids. NCBI's taxonomy places the organism in Eukaryota, Fungi, Ascomycota, Dothideomycetes, Mycosphaerellales, Extremaceae.